This is a messenger RNA of Eufriesea mexicana, 2106 nucleotides long. RefSeq names its product transmembrane protein dusky (gene dy). Lineage: Eukaryota; Metazoa; Arthropoda; Insecta; Hymenoptera; Apidae. The coding region runs from base 364 to 2106 and encodes 580 amino acids. The transcript has 3 exons. The record is from RefSeq and is a predicted model, not a curated record.
AGGACACUUAACGAGUCGUUUGGAAGAGCACGAAUCGGCUGCAACUGGCUUUGCAAACGUCUCUCGGGUCCUACCUACACGCGCGUUUGUCGGUUUCGUCCUCGUUUUCGCCACUGAAAUCGGUCGAGAUCAACUGUCUGUGCUUUAGAGAGCCUCCGACCGCGCGGGUACGCGGAGAUUUCUUGGCACAUGGUGCUUCAAUCAGUGCGGUGCGUUGCUCGAACCCACCUUCUCUUUCUCAUCGCACGUCUUUGACACGGAAUCUGGAAAAGAGAAGUCUGUUCACCUGCGUUUCCACGUCUACUUCGUACAAUUGGAUAAACCGGCACGAUUACAAUACUUCACCGUGGACGCUAACACGGUAUGCGGUGGCGAAUCUUCAUUUUAGCCUGUCUCCUACUAAAGGGGCUGGCUCGAACGGAGGAUGUGGAGGUAGUGGAGGCAAUCCCGGGCGAGGAUAACCGAAACGAUAACUCAGCGCUGAAUCGACAAGACAACGACAUAAAUAGUUCGGACCAAUUGGCGUUAGAAUCGUUAGGCGAGAAGGAUGCCGGCGGUAAUCACUAUAAACCGGGUGGUCUUCGAGGCCAUCCCCUGCCGCUUCCGCCGAGUCGAGGUGGCCUGGGACUGCCGCAUCCGCGACCGCACCAUAACGUCGCAUAUCAUGGGCCACCGCCACCUUUACCGCCAUCCAAGACGUCAUCGGAGGCCAUUGACAAGAUCUACACAACGGGUGGUGGGAUUAGUACAGCGGUAGGUGCAGAACCCUGGCCGGCACCCACGCCAGAUAUGCCGAAGAUCAUUUCUUUAGACGUGAAAUGCGAGAAAAAUCUGAUGAAAGUUUAUCUCGGCUUUGACAAACCGUUCUACGGUAUAGUCUUCAGCAAAGGCCACUACAGUAACGUUAAUUGUGUGCACUUACCAGCAGGUUUAGGGCGCACAUCGGUUAACUUCGACAUUAGUAUUCACGCGUGUGGCACAGCUGGGAAUACAGAGAAUGGUUUAUAUGGGUACGGCGCUGAAUCCGGGUCAGGAACGUACUUUGAAAACAUUAUCGUGGUGCAAUACGAUCCUCAAGUUCAGGAAGUUUGGGAUCAGGCGCGUAAGCUACGGUGUACUUGGCACGACUUGUACGAGAAAUCUGUUACCUUCCGUCCGUUUCCCGUCGACAUGUUGGACGUGGUGCGGGCUGACUUCGCCGGUGAUAACGUUGGUUGUUGGAUGCAAAUACAGGUCGGAAAGGGCCCAUGGGCGUCGGAGGUCUCCGGUCUGGUAAAGAUCGGUCAAACGAUGACGAUGGUACUCGCGAUAAAAGACGACGAUUCCAAGUUCGAUAUGCUCGUGAGAAACUGCAUGGCUCACGAUGGCAAGCGAGCGCCGAUCCAGCUGGUCGACCAGAGAGGUUGCAUUACCAGGCCAAAGCUCAUGUCCCGGUUCACCAAGAUUAAGAACUUCGGCGCGUCCGCAUCGGUCCUUUCCUACGCUCAUUUUCAGGCAUUCAAGUUCCCGGACUCGAUGGAGGUGCAUUUCCAAUGCACCAUACAGAUAUGCAGAUACCAGUGUCCAGAGCAGUGCUCCGAGUCUCCUCUGCUGUUGGAGUCUCAGGGUCUCCUGGAGAACCAUCAUCAUCCUCCGUCCAAUGGGCAUCCCGAUUCCAGCUACGGUCUUCCGCCACCUAUCCCACUCCCCCUGGAAGCUUAUUUGCAGGCGGCUGCUGGUCGUCCUCGGGACGAAAGACGGAGAAAAUCUCGAGAGAUAAUGCCGGCGCCUCAGAAGGCUGUCGGCGUGAAUCGCAUAAUACGAGUAGUCUCUACAGGUGACUUUUCUAUCGACGAGUCCAACAAUGGCGAAUCUAGCGGGUCCACCAUGGUCUUUCCCGUACGUAACGAGAACACCGCGAACGCUGCUAUGAUUUGCAUGACCACUCCAGGUUUCGUCGUCACGCUCAUAGUGCUUCUUGCCGUCUUGCUCUUCUCCUGCAUACUUUCCAUCUACCUCUGUCUACACCUAAGACCGUUCUUAGGCAAAGCUAGGAAGGCUGCGACGUAUUAUAACGGAGAACAAAGCAUACCUAAAAAGUCGAUCAGGACGUACUUCUACUCCUAG